GCUUAAUUAUCGCUUAAUGACGACAUCCCACGGAAAACUUUAACGCCGGUCUUCAAGCCACAAGAUCAUUAGGCGGGUAGACACUGCACAGUACGAGUACGGUACAACGGUGCGACAAACAAACCCUCCGAUCUCCAAUCAGCGCACCAAUCAGAACACCGUUUGUUCAGAACACUCCAUCAGACUCAGACGAGACGAGUGAAUCAGUCACCAUUCGCCUGAUCAUACUAUUGAGUCAACAAUACCCGAUAUCCCAACUCAUAUUUAUCAUGCGUCGACGAUAUAACCGAGGUUUUUUCCUUUACAGUUCUAGUCUUUCACAAUUCUUUCCAUUAUAAUUUUUGUUUUUGGUACAAUUUGACGGUCCCGCUAGAUAGUUGGGCUUGAAUUAAUUAUGGAAUGCCAAAGCAAGAAAUUGAUCGAUGAGUUUCGAUCGCUCCUUGACGAGUCCACUAUCCUUUCAAUUUCUAGUGAUUAUAACCUAGAAAAUCCUAAGGAAUUUGCUCGAGCGCGGCAAGUUCUACUAUCACUCUCCAAAGAUGUAGUGGCAGAAGAAGCCACUGGCUUUAACCCGAGCGGCAUCGGUGCCGAUGGCAUUGUAGACAUCAAUUCCUCGAACCAGGGUGAUGAUGCAGAGGCCGGGGGGACUACCAGCAGCGAUACUAAAAGUGUUGGUGGAUUCACUGUCACCACGGAGAGCUCUGUUCCCCCAAGCCUGAUGUCUUCGGGAUCGUCCAAAAAUUCAUCCGGUGGGACUCCAGGCCUUCUCCAUGUUGACAUUUUUGAUGGCCUAAACGACGGCGAUAAGGAACUUCAACUCUCCGAGAUGUUUGUAUCACUCAAACCCAUCGAUGUGAAGUUUGCUUUGCAGAAGUCAAAGGGCGACGCAAGUCUUGCCAUGGACGAACUCCUCAACCUGCAAUGGCUCGAGGAGACAGGCCAGCGUCCUAAAGGUAUUGAUGGCUUUUAUGUAUCCGAUGAUGACAAUGUCCCGAACAAGAAAAAGAAGAAGGGGAAGAGAAAGAAGAAGGUUAAGGUGGCAUCACUUAAACCUAGUGCUCCGGAAAACACAUCUGAUGAGACCAAUAAUAAUGAUCUGGAACAGAACGAUCACAUUACACUUAUAUCUGAUAGGCUUCACCUAGCGCCCUCAGAAGUGACGAGUAUUUACCAUCACCACGGUGCCUCGCCUGGGGCUACGGUAGUUGAGAUUCUCAAUAACUACAUUGCUCUGGGUUUGCCACAUUUAAACUCCCAUCUUAUAUCCGAUACCAGAGAGGUGAUGAAAGAUUUUCAUUGGGUACCCCAAGAAUAUGUCAAGGCGACUCUCGAAAUUUGCUCUACGCGGGAUGAUGCUAUUGACAUCGUCCGAAUUCUAGCAGAUCACUUUGAGAAGCCGGCAUACCUGAAAUACGAUGUGUCGUAUAGUUUGGUGGCGUCUGAUUUGGGGGAAAUUGUUGGUGAACCCCAAGUUAUCAAUAUGUCGGCGCAACUGCCGAAGUCUCCUACAAGCCCUAAAGGUAUGCGGGCGACGGCAGUUAAUUUGCCUCUGCGAUCUUCCAACCAACCCACAACCUUGGAGGCUGCUGCAGCCGCGUCGAAAUCACUUGCCGAAUCAAGGAAUCACUCAUUUACAUCCGCUGCGGCUGCUUUCAGAAAGGGAAAAUCCAACCCCUUGUUUAGACAGGCGGGUGCAUACUACGCGGAUCGUGCCCGCGAGCAAGCCACAACCUUUCGCCAAGCCAUCAACGUUGAGGCUAACUAUCUUGUCGACUCGAAGAGCACGGAAGACAUGAUCGACCUUCACGGCGUCACGGUGCAGGAUGGUGUCGAAAUCGCACUUGAUCGAGUACAGAAGUGGUGGCAAAGCCUCGGGGAGGAGAGAACGCGGAAGGCGAAGCGGGGAUUCACCGUUGUUACGGGUCUUGGUAGACACAGCUCGGACGGAAGAUCGAGGUUGCGCAUCAACGUGUUCAAAGCACUUGUCGCUGACGGGUGGAAGGCAGAGGUACUGACUGGAUCAUAUCUCAUUACGGGGAGAAGGUCAUGACCGCCCCAUAAGCUAUCUCUUAUGCGUUGGUCCUCUAAUCGUUUGACGGCGUGUACGAACAUUGGGUCCUUGAUACAGAAUACAGAUCAUACAUACAGGAGAGCAUUGGCGGCGUUUCAAGGCGGGAAUGACAGGGGCUCUGACGAUCCAUUGUUUUGGCGGUUGGGCAAGGGAGAUCUCGAAGGAUCUAUGUUUCCAAUCGGGUACGUUCUUGGUAUCUAGGAAAUAUGCAUAGUGCUUCUUCCUAGGCAUACGGUCGAAAUGCGGCUCAGUUAAUAGCUUAAGAGUCUUGACGAAGCAGUGAUCGGCUUUGAUAAGCCGUCUUGGAUACUAGGUAGUAGUUAUCUACCUACUAUAGGUCACUUCCUAACUAGCCUUAAAGUCCCCUCUUAAAACGGGCAAGCAAUUGGAACUAUCGGAACUUUUUACAGAGACCAAUCCAUCCUGUCCGUCCCACUUGAAUGUAGGACAUUAUUCGGUAUGUAGGUACU
Molecule: messenger RNA, 2541 nt
Organism: Annulohypoxylon maeteangense
Lineage: Eukaryota; Fungi; Ascomycota; Sordariomycetes; Xylariales; Hypoxylaceae
Exons: 5
Coding region: 395-2050 (551 amino acids)
Source: RefSeq, a predicted model, not a curated record